AUGGGGGGCAGCCUGCGGGUGGCCGUGCUGGGCGCCCCGGGCGUGGGCAAGACGGCCAUCAUCCGCCAGUUCCUGUUCGGCGACUAUCCCGAGCGCCACCGGCCCACGGACGGGCCGCACCUAUACCGGCCCGCGGUGCUGCUCGACGGCGCUGUUUACGACCUGAGCAUCCGCGACGGCGACGGCGCUGGCUCGGAUCCAAGCUCAAACGGCCCUGAGGAGGGGCCAGACCCUAAGGGCUGGAGCUUGCAGGACACGGACGCCUUCGUGCUCGUCUAUGACAUCUGCAGCCCUGACAGCUUUGACUAUGUGAAGGUGCUGCGGCAGCGCAUCGCUGAGACCAGGCCGGCAGGUGCACCCGAGGCUCCCAUUCUCGUGGUAGGCAACAAGCGGGACCGGCAGCGGCUGCGCUUCGGCCCGCGGCGAGCGCUCGCCGCCCUGGUGCGCAGGGGCUGGCGCUGCGGCUACCUCGAGUGCUCCGCCAAGUACAACUGGCACGUGCUGCGUCUUUUCCGCGAGCUGCUGCGCUGCGCUCUGGUGCGGGCUCGCCCUGCGCACCCGGCCCUGCGCCUGCAGGGGGCGCUGCACCCAGCGCGUUGCAGCCUCAUGUGACCGACUUGGACAAGGUUGCAUCCUGGCACACCCCGGGGCCCAGAUUGGACGACUGCCUCAUUUCCCUCCGAUUGGACAGGACGAGUCUCCGCCCUGCUUGGAUGAGGAAAAUUCCCACCCCAGCAUCCUGGGGCUAUAGACCUUUCAAUCUCAUCGGACCCAACCAUGCCCCAAACUCACUGGAUUUUUCUGGGACCUUAUUGGGUCGGAUAGCCCCGAUCCCACGGGAUGGAAGGACUUGGCUAUGAAUCUAACUGGAAGCUCCCAGGCUGCUCCUGGAGCUUCAGUGGACAAACUGUUCUGUCACACCCAUCACAUGGCAAUAAAGGGGCAACUGAUUCAGGUGCAUCUGGCAUUUCUGGGAUGGGCAGAGUGUGGGGGCUGGGCUUGAGCCUGGAGGUCAGAACCACUGGGCAAGUCUAGAAUCCCAACAUGUAACAAGGAACCCCAAAGCAGAACCCCUAAGAAGGAGACAGAAGCGGCUGGAG
This is a messenger RNA of Loxodonta africana (African savanna elephant), 1100 nucleotides long. It is a transcript of the gene RASL10A, whose product is annotated as RAS like family 10 member A. Bases 1 to 612 code for a protein of 203 amino acids. The transcript is spliced from 3 exons. The record is from RefSeq and is a predicted model, not a curated record. NCBI's taxonomy places the organism in Eukaryota, Metazoa, Chordata, Mammalia, Proboscidea, Elephantidae. Gene Ontology annotation, molecular function: GTPase activity; GTP binding.